Molecule: messenger RNA, 1214 nt
Organism: Bombina bombina (fire-bellied toad)
Lineage: Eukaryota; Metazoa; Chordata; Amphibia; Anura; Bombinatoridae
Gene: FAM151B
Product: family with sequence similarity 151 member B
Source: RefSeq, a predicted model, not a curated record
AUGACUGCAAAAGAGAAGAAGCCUGAGAAAGUGGCUUCAAAAGAUAGAAAGAAAGAAAAAAAAGACAGUGACAGCGCGAUUGAGACCAGAGUUAUUAAAAAAAAAAAAAGAACAGAAAAGCAGCAAAAGAGAAAAAGCAUGAGAGGAAAGACUGACAUUGAGACAAAGACAGAGAGGAAACAUGAUAAUAAGGGACAUGGGAAUCAAAGCAAAGGACCUUGGAGUGAAAAUAUACUGGACUAUUUUAUCAACCAAAAAAGAAUACAAAGGAGGGAUGGAGCAGAAAUAAUUUGGAACCAUGCAGCAAACAGCAAAAAUAAGUUAAAGGAGGCUUUACAGAGUGAUGCUCACAUGAUAGAAGCUGAUGUACUUUUACGUACAUCUGGGAAAAAGAGGCCAAUUAUGGCCCACCCCCCUGCAACAGACAGUGACCUCACUUUACAAGAAUGGCUGAAUGGCGUAUCGUCAACUAACAAAGGCAUUAAACUUGAUUUCAAAAGUAUAGAAGCUGUGCUGCCAUCAAUGCAAAUUUUAAACACUCUGAAGGCUGAUAUAAAGCAACCAGUUUGGAUUAAUGCAGAUAUUCUUCCUGGACCUGGUGGAAAAGCCAAACCUGUGGAUCCUAAAGAAUUUCUACAAACUGUUGCUUCAUUUUUUCCUGAAGUGACUUUGUCUUUGGGUUGGACAACAGGAUGGUUUCCUAACAAAAACAAUACAGGCUACAACUGGGAGAUGGUUAGAGCGAUGGAAGAUAUCUGUAAAGAGCUGAAACAGCCCGUGACAUUCCCAGUCAGGGCAGCUCUAGUGCACCAAUCAUGGACUCAGCUGAGUUGGUUAUUACAAACAUCCGACAGGUACAGUUUGACUAUCUGGGCAGGAAAAGAUGACAUCUAUCCAGUGGAAGACUUACUGUACGUCCGAGAUAAUUCAGAGGAAUACAGAGUGUACUAUGAUAUAUACGAUCCCCAGAAUAGUGAUCUCAAAAAAGCUAUAGAACAUACACAAAACAACUAAAUAUAUAGUGGUAUAAAACUAUGUGGAAGAGACUUUGAUGCUUAAGUCGCUUUUUUUUAUUUCUUUUUUUCUUUAUAUAGAAGUUUUUAUUGAUACAGCACUAACCUUUUGGUUUCCAGAGAACAGUGCAACUAAUUACUGCAUCACAACCCCUAUUCCAGAUAUUGGGUUAAUUAAUAAAAGAAAAUAAAUAAAUAUUA